Molecule: messenger RNA, 1090 nt
Organism: Nicotiana tabacum (common tobacco)
Lineage: Eukaryota; Viridiplantae; Streptophyta; Magnoliopsida; Solanales; Solanaceae
Source: RefSeq, a predicted model, not a curated record
UCACAUGUCUCACAAACAGGGCCAGUACCACACUGAAUACUUCACGUGCUCUCUUUCUGAUUAACUUCUUUCCCUCAAAACUCGGUCCUCAUAUUUCUGCAAAUUAAAAUCUCAACAAUACCUUAUCCAUUUCUGUUUUUUUGGAAACUGUGUCAGUUGAUUUACUCACUCCACCAACUACUGCUACUCCAACAAUCAUCAAAUCUGCAGUAGUUUUAUUAUAAGACUAAGGUAGUUUUGUUCGUUGGUCGACACAACUAACUUGACAAAUUAAGAAAGUAGAGAUCGAUCAUUUGUUUGUUUGGACUUUGGUAUAUAUAAUGGAGAAGGCAAAUAAGCAAGUGGGAGGUGGUUCUUCUUCUUCAUCCUUUACUAACGACCUUUUUGGUCCUAAGGAAACUCCUAAAUCCUCCUCCUCUUCCUCUGCACUCUUUAACUCUGUCUUUGGCCCACCUUCCACGGGACUUAGAAGGGAUUCCGUUCACACUGGAGUAGGAGGUUCAUCAACCAUGAAAAAUUCAGGGAAUUACCAGUAUGAAAAUGCAAAAUAUGGAACUUCAGAUAAUGGGUCUCAAAGAAGUAGAGGAGACAUAAGUAGCAAGGACAAAAGUUGUAUGUAUGAGAAUGAAAAAACAGAACCAUGCUAUUUCAGUUCAUCCAUCUAUUAUGGUGGCCAAGAUGUUUAUUCUCCAACUAGCCAACCUGGUUCCCAGCAUAUUUUCAAGAAAGAUGGGAAAGAUGAUGAUCAAAAUGGAAACAAUUCAAACUGUGCUUCACGAGGAAAUUGGUGGCAGGGAUCACUUUAUUACUGAGAUCUUACCUCAUGCAUAUCUGAUCUCUUCCUUACCAUAUAUAGGGAUGGAAGUCGAGAGAUCAGAACACACUAUAUCUUCAGUUAGCAAGGAGCGGAACAUCUUAUAAUGUCCCCUUAGUUUCUUAAAUUUAUAUUUUCUCCCUUUUAUUUUUCUUUUUUUGGUUUUUUUCUUGUAGCACUUUUCCUCUUUUGUUCUUGUUAUGGUAUUGGAUUACCUAAACCAGCUUGUAUAAUCCAACUAUGUUUAACACUAAAUAAUGGCUAGCUUCUCUCUCU